GAUUCCCUGCACCCCGGAUUCUCCGUCAUCCUCUAGGUCACCGCCUCCGGAGGUUUCCCAAGGUGCUGACAAAAGCCAACCAUCUCCGCAUGUGUCCUCCCUGCCGUGAGAAGGUGUUGGCGCCCCGGCGAUCCGCAGAGACCCAAGGUGGGCGCGGGCGCGGGCAGGGCCCAGAAGGACGGACCUGCCAAACCUGCUCCUCUCGUCGGCUGCUGAGCCAGAGGGAGUCUCAGGUCAGCCAAGCUCCUCCGCGACAAGGAAGGCCAAGGGCAUGGCGACGUCCCCAGGAGAGCAGGCUCUGUGGCCACCACCCUUCCCUCCCAGCGUCCCGGGGUGCCCAGCCAUGGCGGCACUGCGCCGCACCGAGUCCACACUGACGGCUCUGGACGAGGAGACGCUGUGGGAGAUGAUGGAGAGCCACCGCCACAAGAUCGUGCGCAGCAUCUGCCCCAGUCGCCUCACCCCCUACCUGCGCCAGGCGAAGGUGCUGGACCAGCUGGACGAGGAGGAGGUGCUGCACAGCCCCACGUUCACCAACACCGUCAUGCGAGUCGGGCACUUACUGGACUUGCUGAAGACUCGAGGGAAGAAUGGAGCCAUUGCCUUCCUGGAGAGCCUGAAGUUCCACAACCCUGACAUCUACACCCUGGUCACUGGGCUGCAGCCCCAGGUGGACUUCAGCAACUUCAGUGGGCUCAUGGAGACGGCCAAGCUGACCGAGUGCCUGGCCGGGGCCAUCGGCAGCCUGCAGGAGGAGCUGAGCCAGGAGAAGGGGCAGAAGGAGGCGCUGCUGCAGCGCUGCCGGCAGCUGCAGGAGCGCCUGGGCCAGGCCGAGGCCCACGCGCAGAGCCUGUGCCAGCUGGAGGCCGACCACGACCGCAUGAAGCGCGAGGUCAGCGCCCACUUCCACGAGGUGCUCAAGCUGAAGGACGAGAUGCUCGGCCUGUCCCUGCACUACAGCAACGCGCUGCGCGAGAAGGAGCUGGCCGCCACGCGCUGCCGCAGCCUGCAAGAGGAGCUCUACCUGACGAAGCAGGAGCUGCAGCGCGAGAAGAUAUCUUCCUCCCAUGAGCGGGAAUCCCGAGAGCGGUCCCUGCAGGUGGCCGGAGGCCUGGGGCCUGGGGACAGGGAGCUGAGCCGCCUGAAGGAGGAGAAUGAGAAGCUCCGGUCGCUGACAUUCAGCCUGGUGGAGAAGGACAUUCUGGAGCAGAACCUGGACGAGGCCCUGGAGAGCAAGCAGGAGCUGGUGGACCGCAUCCACUCUCUGAGGGAGCGGGCUGUGGCCGCCGAGAGGCAGCGCAAGCAGUUCUGGGAGGAGAAGGAGCAGACCCUGCUCCAGUUCCAGAGGACGAAGGUGGACUGCGACAUCUACAAGGAGAGGGUGACCGCCCUGCAGAGCCAAUUGCUCCAGCUGCAGAAAGAGCGGGACCAGGCCUACUCCGCCAGGGACGCAGCCCAGAUGGAGAUCGCUCAGAACCUGACGGAGAAGGACGCCCUCCGCAGGAAAGUGUUUGAGCUGACAGACCAGGUCUGUGAGCUGCGCCAGCAGGUCCACAAGCCACAGGCCGAGUCCCUGCAGGGGCAGCCUAAGCAGGAAGCCGGCGCCAGGGAGCCCUGUCCGAAGGGGAAGCAGCGGCUCGUGCGCAUGUUCGCCAUCUGCCCGCGGGAUGACAGUGACUACAGCUGCCCCAGCUCCACUGAGUCUCAGCUCUGCUCCGACCUGAGUGCCACGUCCAACCGUGAGCUGGUGGACAGCUUCCGCUCCAGUAGCCCCAGGCCUCCCAGCCUGCAGUCCCUGUACAAGCGGGUCACAGACGACUUCUGGGAAGACCCUUGGUCUUUCAGCGGCUUCCCAGAAACCUUGCAGGUGGACCAGGGGCCCUCCCCGGGGGCGAAGGCAGGUGAUGCAGACUUGGAUUACGAGAUUGUAGACAGGGCAGACCUUCCUGAGUGUGAGAGCAGCCUGCAGCCAUUCUCCGGGGGCCUGACCACCUCGUCCAGCAGCGUCCCCGUGCGGAGGAGGCCGGCCCGCAAGAUCCUGAGCCAGGUCACCGUGCUGGCCUUCCAGGGGGACGCGUUGCUGGAGCAGAUAAGCGUCAUUGGUGGCAACCUCACGGGCAUCUUCAUUCACCGGGUCACCCCUGGCUCAGCGGCGGACGAGAUGGCCCUGCGCCCCGGCACCCAGAUCAUGAUGGUGGAUUGCGAGGCCACAGAGCCCUUGUUCAAAGCCACCUUGGAGGACACAACCCUAGAGCAAGCGGUUGGACUCCUCCAGAGGGUCAAUGGCUUCUGCUGCCUGUCCGUGAAGGUCAACAUGGAAGGUUAUAAGAAGUUGGUCCAGGACCUGGAGGCCAAAGUGGCUACCUCAGGGGAUUCCUUCUACAUCCGGGUCAACCUGGCCAUGGAGGCGCGGGCGGAGGGGGAGCUGCAGGUGCGGUGCAAUGACAUCCUGCACGUCACCGACACCAUGUUUCAGGGCCGGGGCUGCUGGCACGCCCACCGCGUGGGGCCCUACAGCACGACGGGCGCCGAACAUGGCACCAUCCCCAACUACACACGGGCUCAGCAGCUGCUCAUCGCCCUCAUCCAGGACAUGGCUCAGCACACCACCAUCGCCCGCAAGCAGUCCUCCGGGGGACCCCAGAAGCUGGUCCGCAUCGUCAGCGUGGACAGAACCAAGCCCAGCCCUGUGCGCUCAUCCUUCGAUGGGACCCCGCCGCAGCCCAGCAGGCUGGAAGAGCCCUACACCGCGUGCUUCUGGGCCGAGAGCUGCUUCACCCUGGUGCCCUACACCCUGGUACACCCCCACAGGCCCAGCCAGCCCCGGCCCGUGCUCUUCGUGCCCAGCGUGGCGGGGAAGAUCCUGAGCGAGAAGCUGUGCCUCCUCCGAGGGUUUAAGAAAUGCCCAGCAGAGUAUUUGAGCCAGGAGGAACACAGUGCCUGCAGCCAGAGAGGGGACAUCAUCCAGGAGCGGGAGGCUUCCGGUGGCCACUACUGCGUGACCCGCCGGGCUGUGGAGUCCCUUAUGGAAAAGAACACCCACGCCCUCCUGGACGUCCGGCUGGACAGCGUCUGUGCCCUGCACAGGAUGGAGAUCUUCCCCAUCAUCAUCCACAUCCCCAUCAACGAGAGGGCGGCAAAGAAACUCAAGAAGGUCCUGCAGCGGCUCAGCACCUCCGAGGAGCAGCUCCUGGAGGCGGGCAGGCAGGAGGAGGGCCAGCUGGACCGAGUGCCCUGUCUCUACGGCAGCCUGGCCCCCGACAGCUGGAGUGACCUGGAAGGCCUGCUCGGCUGUGUCCGCGUGGCCAUCGCAGACGAGCAGAAGAAGGUUGUGUGGACAGAGCAGAGCCCCCGCUGAUGCCCCCGGCGUCCCCUCUGAGUCCCUGUGGUUUGAGCUCAGAGCCUCUCAGGCACAGCCUUGGGGCGCUCACCCGACAAGCCCAGCCCUCCGGGCAUCGGCUCCCCUCUCCCAUUGGGGUCCAACUUUGAACCCACAAUACAUGCAGGUCACAGAUGAACACACUCGAACCAUCUGCCCACUUUGUGCAAACGGUCUCCUCCUCCUACGAGGCUUGGUUGCCGUGUUCUGAACCAGAGGUCCCGAGAACACUUCUGUGGUGGAGGCAUGUCCUGCGCCCCCCCCCCCCAAGAGCAGGAGGCCCCAGAUGUCUCCAGAAAACCACUAGUCUGACCCAAAUCUUCCCUUUUGCAUUUCAGUGUGCCAAGGGGCUUGUUCUAAAGCCACUGAGGCAGCAGGCUAGUAGCCCUGGUGCCCCCCAAAGUCACUACCCCCCUUGCCCAGAGCAGAGGUGCAAACCCCCUUGUGAUCCUGGCGAACUUUCUCAGCUUCUGAUGGCUGAGACGUGCUUCAGGGACUCAAGUUUAGGAAGUACUAACUGGGUUAAGUACACCUAAGUUUAGGUGUACAAACUGGGACACGGGGUUUCCCAGCAAUGGAAACAGUACUUGCAGUGGGUUUGUGCCUGGUGGCCACCGUACCUGGUUCAGGGACCCAGGCCCCCCCCCGACCUGGCUUUGCCUCCCACAGUGGUGGACUGAAUGUCAUCUUGGCACCAGCGGCCCGGAUCUGAGAGCCUCAGGAAGCUGCUCCGGAAUUCAGGCUGGCAUUACCAUAAACAAGUUCAGAAAAUGAACUUCUAUAUUAUUUUAUUCAAAUAAAAAGCUUUUACCGUG
This is a messenger RNA of Nyctereutes procyonoides (raccoon dog), 4194 nucleotides long. It is a transcript of the gene CARD14, whose product is annotated as caspase recruitment domain family member 14. Gene Ontology annotation, molecular function: protein binding. The transcript has 21 exons. The coding region runs from base 272 to 3358 and encodes 1028 amino acids. NCBI's taxonomy places the organism in Eukaryota, Metazoa, Chordata, Mammalia, Carnivora, Canidae. The record is from RefSeq and is a predicted model, not a curated record. Gene Ontology annotation, biological process: regulation of apoptotic process.